Molecule: messenger RNA, 849 nt
Organism: Rhinocladiella mackenziei CBS 650.93
Lineage: Eukaryota; Fungi; Ascomycota; Eurotiomycetes; Chaetothyriales; Herpotrichiellaceae
Exons: 5
Coding region: 1-849 (282 amino acids)
Molecular function (GO): acetylpyruvate hydrolase activity
Source: RefSeq, a predicted model, not a curated record
AUGGCGGCCAAAUUCUCUCGACUCGUCCGCUUCGAAGACUCAAGUGGGAAAAUCCACUUUGGCGAGGCUGGAUCAGAUUGGCAGAAAGAUCUCGUUGGGCAAACUGUUCCUACCUACAACAUAUCUGAUGCAUUCGAUGGGGAGUAUGCCUUGACUGGAGACAAAGUUCUUUGCCCGUUGAUGUCGGUGCCCAUCAUCAUUGGCAUAGGCCUGAACUACAAAGUGCAUGCCGAGGAGGCCAAUCUGCCAAUACCGGAAUACCCCGUUGUCUUCACCAAAUUUGCUGACACUCUGGCGGGGCCGUUCCAGGACAUCCAUGUUGAUGCGAUCGCGAAAGAGCUAGACUACGAAGGCGAACUUUCCAUCAUCAUCGGCAAGGACGUGAAGAACCCUCGUCCUGACGAGGAUCCCCUUGAUUAUGUGUUAGGUUACACAGUCGGAAAUGAUAUAUCUGCAAGAUAUUGGCAAUGGCCCAAGAUGUCGGGCUCGCAACACGGCUAUGCCAAAUCCUUCGACAACUUCGGCCCAAUCGGCCCCGUCAUCGCUUCUAGGAAAGUCAUUCCGAACCCGGAAAGCUUGAGGCUGAAGACCUGGGUCAACGGCGAUCUGAGACAGGACUGCAAGACGGAUGAUUUGAUCUUUGGCAUUGGCAGGCUUAUCCGGCAUUUGAGCCAAGGCAUGACGCUCAGGAAGGGGACUGUUAUCAUGACUGGCACACCAAACGGUGUAGCUGCCUUCUUGCAGCCUCGAAACUGGCUUAAAGACGGCGACGCGGUCAAGAUCGAAAUUGAAGGGAUUGGAACGAUCGAGAACAAAAUGGUAGUUGCCUCUGAACGAGGCAGUGUGUAG